AUGACCUCAUCGAGAAGUACUAGUACUGUGGUUCAGCGCAGUCCACCUGCAGCAACGGCUCAGACGCAGAGCUCAGUGCCUGAUGACUGGACGGGCGACAACGAAGAUUACACAGGUCACGAGGAGGCCUUGUCUCCUGCUCCGGGUCAGCUGGAGGACAGAACUGCUGGCAGUGAUCUUUCUGACAGGGUCAUCUCUGAAGAUGAGUUUGAUGAGGGUAGAAAAGGAGGGCUGUCUGAUGAGGAGUUUGAGCCAUACUCGGAGAAGAGAGCCCACAGGGUCAACGUCCCAAAUAAGAGAAGAAAAAGCUCAAAGGCCCCAGAGGAGCCCAAAAUCAGAAAGAAGCCCGGACCCAAGCCAGGCUGGAAGAAUAAGUUCAAACCUAAGGGGGAGGAGCUCCCCAACAUCUACAAGUGUCCAUAUCAGGGUUGUACGGCUGUCUACAGAGCUCCCGAUGGUCUCAAGAAACACAUCAAGGAACAUCACGAGGAGGUGAGGGAGCGACCGUGCCCUCACCCUGGCUGCAACAAGGUUUUCAUGAUCGACCGCUACCUGCAGCGGCAUGUCAAGCUCAUCCACACAGAGGAGAGGAAUUACAUUUGUGACCAGUGCGGUCAAACCUUCAAACAAAGAAAACACCUAUCAGUUCACCAGAUGAGGCAUUCGGGGGCCAAGCCACUACAAUGUGAGGUUUGUGGCUUCCAGUGUCGCCAGCGAGCAUCACUGAAAUACCACAUGACCAAACACAAAGCCGAGGCCGACCUGGAGUUUGAGUGCUUGAUGUGCAGCAAGCGUUUCGAGAAGGCCCACAACCUGAACGUGCACAUGUCCAUGGUGCACCCGCUGACACAGGCUGAGGCUCAGAGGGGCAGCGGGCAGCAGCAGCAGACAUACCCGGACCUACACACCAUCACGCUGACCGGGGAGGUGGUUCAGCAAGAGCAAGACAGAUGACAGAAGGAAGUCUUGAUUCAAGGCAGAGAUACUUGAACUGUGGCACAGGACCCAGAAACAAAACAGCAAUGUAGCACGGAGUUUCAUUUUAGCAUCAGCAGUUGAGUUUUCAUCCAGUGUUCCUUCACACUGACGCUCAUGACCUUCUUAAGACUUUUCAGCCGAUUUGUUGACGACACAGCAGAAAAGACAUUAGGUAAGAGUUCAGUGUCAAAGCAAUGUUUCUUUACAUUGUGCAAUUAAUAUAACGAUUCAUGAGUUAUAUCAAUUACCUGAUAUUCUCUAACUGAGAGGCCAAAAGGACAAAUCAUCCAUCUUCUGCAACAAACACAUUGCUUCCUGUAACUGUUUCCAGAAUAAAACGGAUUGUUUAUUUGCUUUUAUUGUGAAAGAGCAGCAGUAGGAAAUGUGAGGCUGGCAGUCAGGAUGAGUAUAUGGAGUGGUUCACCAUAUAUCAUAUUAAAAGCUAGUACAAUUAUGACUCUAUGAAAUCUGAGGAUAAUAACUUGAAAAGAGAACAGUACGGUGGCCCUGAGAGCUCAACGCACUCAUCAUGCUGACUCUUGAAAGAUAAAACAACCACAAAUUCCAAAUACUGAAAAAGAUGCUGCCAGACAGAAAUAUUAGAAUAUGAACUAAAAUAAAAUUUUACAGUAAGUUAAAUCAGAUGUUUUACACUGCUGCUCACAGUCUGACAAUAACUGAUUUCGUAGGCUUUGUGAGUAAUCAGCUGUUAAGACCACCGUGUUGUUAAUCUUGAAUACCUUCAUUUAAUAUCUGACAUUCACAUUACUGACUGUGUAACCAGCUUAAAUGCAGCUGUAAUACUGAGACCUUCUCCAAGUAAAGCGUCUGUAUGUGCUGCAAUUCCAGGAAGUUUUCUUAUCGGCUCACUGCUUUUAUUAAGU
Molecule: messenger RNA, 1862 nt
Organism: Haplochromis burtoni (Burton's mouthbrooder)
Lineage: Eukaryota; Metazoa; Chordata; Actinopteri; Cichliformes; Cichlidae
Product: zinc finger protein 276
Exons: 8
Coding region: 1-954 (317 amino acids)
Biological process (GO): regulation of transcription by RNA polymerase II
Cellular component (GO): nucleus
Molecular function (GO): transcription coregulator activity
Source: RefSeq, a predicted model, not a curated record